Molecule: messenger RNA, 3389 nt
Organism: Scylla paramamosain (green mud crab)
Lineage: Eukaryota; Metazoa; Arthropoda; Malacostraca; Decapoda; Portunidae
Exons: 2
Coding region: 107-2455 (782 amino acids)
Source: RefSeq, a predicted model, not a curated record
GCAUUGUGCAGUAAGGGCACACGUAUAUAACAGAGAGGCACCUGACAUUACACGCCAUAACGCAAGGGCGCCACGCUGCUGAUACUACUACCACCUGACGAAGGCGAUGAAGGGGAAGACGACAAGAAUGAAGAUCCUCGUACUGGUGGCGCCCCUACUGCUGAUAUCCUGUAGGAGCGUGCAAGGAGGCCAAUCUGGAGGACACACUGGGGGCCUCGCAGUUCUGGAGGGCCCCGGAGGCUUCCCACCAGGAUCUCUUGACAUACUACAAAGGACAGGAUCAGUGAAGGCAUUCCUGCACAGCCUCCCUCAGGUGUCUGUGGUGCGAGCUAUCGGGGGCCUCAUCGGUUCCUUCCCCGGGCACUCCAAAGGCACCUCUCUUGGGGGCUUCCACAGAGGCUUCAACGGAGCUUCACCCGGUGGCGUUAAAGGAGGUGCACCAGGCUUCAAAGGGGGCGCUAAAAGGUUGAAUGGUGUUUUCCUGGGGAGUUUCAAAGUGCGUUCACCAGGAUUCAGUGGGAGAUCUCCAGCCUUCAGCAAGGGUUCUGCAGGCUUCAGUACUGGUUCUGCAGGCUUCAAUGGAGGUCCUGAAGGCUUCAAUGAUGAAGACAUCAGUGGAGGGCCUGCAAGCUUCAGUGAAGGUCCUGCGGGCUUCAGUGAGGAUCCUGAAGGCUUCAGUGACGAAGACUUCAGUGGAGGUCCUGCAGGCUUCAGUGGAGGUCCUGAAGGUUUCAAUGGAGGUCCUGUAGGCUUCAAUGGAGGUCCUGCAGGCUUCAAUGGAGGUUCUGCAGGUUUUAAUGGAGGUUCUGCAGGCUUCAAUGGAGGUUCUGCAGGUUUUAAUGGAGGUUCUGCAGGCUUCAAUGGAGGUCCUGCAGGCUUCAGUGGAGGUUCUGCUGGCUUAAAUGGAGGUCCUGCAGGCUUCAAUGGAGGUUCUGCAGGUUUUAAUGGAGGUUCUGCAGGCUUCAAUGGAGGUCCUGCAGGCUUCAAUGGAGGUUCUGCAGGCUUCAAUGGAGGUUCUGCUGGCUUCAAAGGAGGUUCUGCAGGAUUCAGUGGAGGUUCUGCAGGCUUCAGUGGAGGUUCUGCAGGCUUCAAUGGAGGUUCUGCAGGCUUCAAUGGAGGUCCUGCAGGCUUCAAUGGAGGUCCUUCAGGCUUCAGUGGAGGUUCUGCUGGAUUAAAUGGAGGUCCUGCUGGCUUCAAUGGAGGUCCUGCAGGCUUCAAUGGAGGUCCUUCAGGCUUCAGUGGAGGUUCUGCUGGAUUAAAUGGAGGUCCUGCUGGCUUCAAUGGAGGUCCUGCAGGCUUCAGUGGAGGUUCUGCAGGCUUCAAUGGAGGUCCUGCAGGCUUCAGUGGAGGUUCUGCAGGAUUAAAUGGAGGUCCUGCAGGCUUCAAUGGAGGUCCUGCUGGCUUCAAUGGAGGUCCUGCAGGCUUUAAUGGAGGUUCUGCUGGCUUCAAUGGAAGUCCUGCAGGCUUCAAUGGAAGUCCUGCAGGCUUUAAUGGAGGUUCUGCAGGCUUCAAUGGAGGCUCUGCAGGCUUCAAUGGAGGUUCUGCAGGCUUCAAUGGAGGUUCUGCAGGCUUUAAUGGUGGUUCUGCAGGCUUCAAUGGAGGUUCUGCUGGCUUUAAUGGUGGUUCUGCAGGUUUCAAUGGAGGUUCUGCAGGCUUUAAUGGUGGUUCUGCAGGCUUCAAUGGAGGUUCUGCUGGCUUUAAUGGUGGUUCUGCAGGUUUCAAUGGAGGUUCUGCAGGCUUUAAUGGUGGUUCUGCAGGCUUCAAUGGAGGUUCUGCUGGCUUUAAUGGUGGUUCUGCAGGCUUCAGUGGAGAUUCUGCAGGCUUCAGUGGAGGUUCUGCAGGCUUCAGUGGAGGUUCUGCAGGCUUCAAUGGAGGUUCUGCAGGCUUUAAUGGUGGUUCUGCAGGCUUCAAUGGAGGUUCUGCAGGCUUUAAUGGUGGUUCUGCAGGUUUCAAUGGAGGUUCUGCAGGCUUCAGUGGAGGUUCUGCAGGCUUCAAUGGAGGUUCUGCAGGCUUCAAUGGAGGUUCUGCAGGCUUUAAUGGUGGUUCUGCAGGUUUUAAUGGUGGUUCUGCAGGCUUUAAUGGAGGUUCUGCAGGUUUCAAUGGAGGUUCUGCAAGCUUCAAUGGAGGUUCUGCUGGCUUCAAUGGAGGUUCUGCAGGUUUCAACGGAGGUUCUGCAGGCUUCAAUGGAGGUUCUGCAGGCUUCAAUGGAGGUUCUGCAGGCUUCAAUGGAGGUUCUGCAGGCUUCAAUGGAGGUUCUGCAGGCUUCAAUGGAGGUUCUGCUGGCUUCAAAGGAGGUUCUGCAGGCUUCAAUGGAGGUUCUGCAGGCUUCAAUGGAGGUUCUGCUGGCUUCAAAGGAAGUUCUGCAGGCUUCAAUGGAGGUUCUGCAGGCUUCAAUGGAGGACCUGAAGAUUCCAAUGAUCCAGGCUUCAAUGGACGUUCUGAAAGCUUCAAUUGAGGGCUUGAAGGCUUCAGUGACCCCAGGCUUCAGUGAAAGACCUGAAAGCCUCAGUGACCCAGGCUUCGAUGGAGGACCUGCAGAGUUUGAUGAGGGUCCUGACGGUCUUAAGAACAUAAGAACAUAAAAAAAUAAGGGAAGCUGCAAGAAGCAACCAGGCUUACACAUGGCAGUCCCUGUAUGAAAUAUACCUACCUAAUUUUACCUAUCAUCCCCAUCCAUAAAUCCGUCCAAUCUUCUCUUAGAGCUCCCUAAUGUCUUAGUACUAACAACUUCAUUACUGAGUCCGUUCCAUUCAUCUACCACUCUAUUUGAGAACCAAUUUCUUCCUAUCUCUUUCUUAAACCUAAAUUUUUCAAGCUUGAACCCGUUAUUUCUUAUUCUGUCCUGGUUGCUGAUCCUAAGAAUUUUGUUUACGUCCUCCUUGUUAUAACCCUUAUACUACUUAAAGACUUCUAUCAGGUCCACUCUUAACUUACGUCUCUCUAAAGAAUGUAAAUUUAACAGUUUCAGUCUCGCCUCGUAAGGAAUACUCCUCAUCCCCUGUAUCCUUUUAGUCAUUCUCCUUUGUACUGAUUCUAAUAGACCUGUAUCCUUCCUGUAAUGUGGUGACCAGAACUGCACAGCGUAGUCAAGAUUAGGUCUGACCAGCGCCAAAUAUAACUUUAGUAUUACUUAGAGCCUUCUACUUUUAACACUCCUAAAAAUUAAUCCUUAUACCCUAUUUGCCCUGAUUCUGGCCUCUGUGCAUUGCUUUCCUAGACGGAGUUCAGAGCUAACUAUAACUCCUUAAAUCUUUUUCGUACCCUGAACCUGCCAGUUUCGCUGUUUAUUGUGUACCUACUGUGUGGGUUUCCUUUACCUACGCUAAGUACUUUGCAUUUGUUGAUAUUAAACUGCAUUUGAUAUUAAACUCCAUUACCAUGUUUUCAUA